This is a messenger RNA of Drosophila hydei, 569 nucleotides long. Its product is annotated as E3 ubiquitin-protein ligase cblA. Gene Ontology annotation, molecular function: metal ion binding. The transcript is spliced from 2 exons. The coding region runs from base 97 to 507 and encodes 136 amino acids. The record is from RefSeq and is a predicted model, not a curated record. NCBI's taxonomy places the organism in Eukaryota, Metazoa, Arthropoda, Insecta, Diptera, Drosophilidae.
AUAUGUCACACACACAACACACACACACAAUUUGCUUAAAUAUCUAUUUUGUUUCAACCCACCCAUUUGAAAAAUUCCAAUAAAUUAUAAGUUAAGAUGAAACAGCGAAUGGACUACAGCCACUGCAAAAGCAAUAGCAACAGCAACAGCAACAGCAAUAGUAACAGCAACAGCAAUAGCAACAACAGCAGCAACGACAAUAGUAACAGCAACAUCAUGGACUUGGAUGAUCUGUGCGCCUUUUGCCUGGAUCGCAUUCACGAUCCCGUACAACUCCACUGCAUGCAUUAUUUUUGUCGCAGCUGCUUGUCACUUUAUCGCGAGGCACGCAACUGGCAGGCAAAACGUUGCCCGCUCUGUCGCCGCAGUCUCGAGGCAUGCCCCAUCGCGUUGCAGGAUAGCGUGGUUAGCUUCAAGGGCCAGAGCUGGCGUUUAACCUUUGUCCUGGUGCUGGCUCUAAUGCUGUUCAGCUUGGGACCAUUCUACUUGCUGCUAAUAUACUGGUAGCCGUUUGCCGCAUGCAAGUCACCCAUCCUAAUACAUAAAAUAACUACAUACAUAAUUGUAUA